CCGUUGGAUUGCCUUUUAUUUCAGACCCCCAUGCUGCAGAAAUCAGUUGAGAGAUAUGCCCCAAAAUCUAGGGGCGAGAUCAGUUUCAUAGAUCAAAUUUUAUUGUGAAAUUGGAAAAGCGGACAUUUGAUUAUUAAAUCCCUAGAUGCAUAGACUUACGGGGAAGUAUACGUAAAGGGAUGGCGGAGGAGGGAUCGGAGAGGGAAAAUGUGGGGUUGGGGUCCAUGGAUUCGUUGGAGUCGCGAUGGGUGUAUCAGGACGAGGAGGGGUCGGAGAUGGACAAUGACGGAGAAGAUUUUGGAGGAGGGUCUCCGCUGCGCGAUUCUGACGACGAAGAUAAUAUCGAACAUAGGUUGAUUCGGACGGGGCCGAGGAUUGAUUCGUUUGAUGUUGAGGCACUUGAAGUUCCCGGUGUGCAGAGAAAUGAUUUUGAGGAUAUCACUUUGAGCUGGAGAAUCAUACUGGCUUUUCAGACACUUAGUGUCGUUUUCGGUGAUGUGGGAACUAGUCCAUUGUAUACUUUCAGUGUGAUGUUCAGCAAGGCACCACCCACUAGCAAUAAAGAUGUUCUUGGUGCAUUGUCUCUAGUUUUGUACACGUUAGUUUUGAUUCCACUUAUCAAGUAUGUCCUUAUUGUUCUUUGGGCAAAUGAUGAUGGUGAAGGUGGUACGUUUGCUCUGUACUCAUUGAUCUGUAGGCAUGCUAAAGUUAGUCUUCUACCAAACCAACUUCCAUCAGAUACUAAUGUAUCGAGCUUCGGACUGAAGGUGCCAUCACCUGAACUGGAGAGGUCACUGAAAAUAAAGGAGAGACUUGAAGCUUCUCUGACACUAAAAAGGCUUCUUCUCAUGUUGGUUCUGGCCGGUACUUCAAUGGUGAUAGCUGAUGGCGUUGUUACACCUGCUAUGUCAGUUGUAUCUGCUGUUGGUGGCUUAAAGAUUGGAGUUUCAGAGAUUAAGCAAGAUCAUGUGGUGAAAAUCUCGGUUGCAUGUAUUAUAAUUUUGUUCAGUGUACAGAGGUAUGGAACAAGUAAAGUGGGGCUUGUAGUUGGUCCUGCCUUGUUCCUGUGGUUUUGUUCUCUUGGGGGCAUUGGCAUAUACAACAUUAUCAAAUAUGACGCUAGAGUUUUCCAGGCAUUUAAUCCAAUUCAUAUCUAUCAUUUCUUUAAGCGCAAUUCAACCAAGGCCUGGUAUUCCCUUGGUGGCUGCCUUCUUUGUGCUACAGGUUCUGAGGCAAUGUUUGCAGAUCUUUGCUAUUUUUCCGUGAGAUCAGUUCAGCUUACCUUUGUGUUUCUUGUAUUACCUUGUCUUCUACUGGGUUACCUGGGUCAAGCUGCUUAUCUUAUGGAGAACCAUGCUGACACAACACAGGCAUUCUUUGCUUCUGUUCCAAGUGGAGCUUUCUGGCCUAUCUUCCUCAUAGCCAAUGUCGCUGCUUUGAUUGCUAGUAGAACUAUGACUACAGCGACUUUCUCAUGCAUUAAACAAUCGACAGCACUUGGCUGCUUUCCUCGUCUUAAAAUUAUACAUACCUCGAGGAAGUUCAUGGGCCAAAUUUAUAUUCCAGUUAUGAAUUGGUUUCUACUGGCGCUAACCCUGGUUUUAGUCUGCAGUAUCUCAAAUAUUUAUGAGAUUGGAAAUGCAUAUGGCAUUGCUGAACUCGGAGUCAUGAUGAUGACAACAACCUUAGUAACUCUUGUGAUGCUUCUUAUAUGGCAGAUAAACAUUCUUAUUGUGCUGAGUUUUGCAUUUAUUUUCUUGGGAUUGGAGUUGACUUUCUUUUCUUCAGUUUUAUGGAGUGUGGGAGAUGGAAGUUGGAUCAUACUGGUGUUUACUAUUAUCAUAUUUAUAGUAAUGUAUAUCUGGAACUAUGGGAGCAGGCUAAAGUAUCAGACAGAGGUGCAGAAAAAGAUGUCGAUGGAUUUGCUUCGGAAAUUGGGUCCCAACCUAGGCACUGUGAGGGCUCCUGGCAUUGGCUUGCUUUACAAUGAGCUAGCCAAAGGCGUACCUGCAAUAUUUGGACAUUUUCUUACUGCUCUACCUGCUGUGCAUUCAAUGAUCAUAUUUGUAUGUAUAAAGUAUGUUCCAGUAUCUGUUGUACCUCAAAGUGAAAGGUUUCUGUUUAGGCGAGUCUGCCCCAGAAGCUACCACAUAUUUCGUUGUGUUGCCAGAUAUGGCUACAAGGAUGUCCGCAAAGAAAACCACCAGAUCUUUGAGCAGAUGCUGAUUGAGAGUCUUGAGAAGUUCAUUCGCCGGGAAGCUCAGGAAAGGUCUCUAGAGAGCGAUGGUGAUUGCGAGUCUGAUUCUGAAGAAGAGAAUUCUUCAUCAAAAACUCUAAUAGCUCCCAACGGGAGCGUUUAUUCACUUGCUGUCCCUCUCCUAGCCGAGUUCAGUGAUACAAGCAAGUUCAUUCCACAAGCAAGAAUGUCGGAAGAAGAGAAGCUAGAGACCUCUACUGAUGAGAUGGCUGUUGAUGCCGAGCAAAGCCUUGAGAAGGAGCUGUCUUUCAUACGCAAGGCAAAGGAGUCUGGGUUUGUAUAUCUUAUUGGCCAUGGAGAUAUUAGGGCAAGGAAGGAUUCUUGGUUCAUAAAGAAGCUUGUUAUUAAUUAUUUUUAUGCUUUCUUGAGAAAGAACUCCAGGAGGGGAACUGCAAAUUUGAGCGUUCCGCAUUCACAUCUGAUACAGGUGGGCAUGACUUACAUGGUCUGAACUUUUGGAUUACGAUUGAAUUCUAUAACACCAAGUCGAACAAGAAUCUGGCUAUCUAACUGGUUGAGGAACUAGUCAUACUUUUGCAGCCACCGGUAGGUUUUGACAUGGGAUCCAGGUUUUUUAUACAUGAAGUUCUUGGAUGCUCCUUAAAUUGUGCAUUGGAGGAAUUUUGUAAAUCUCAGUGCUAUUUCUUUUUCUUUUCGUUUUUUGAAGGAAAAUAUCAUAGUUGGAGCUGUUUCUGUGAACUUAUUUAUAUGAAUGUGAUCUUCAAAAGUGCAA
Molecule: messenger RNA, 2990 nt
Organism: Sesamum indicum (sesame)
Lineage: Eukaryota; Viridiplantae; Streptophyta; Magnoliopsida; Lamiales; Pedaliaceae
Product: potassium transporter 7
Biological process (GO): potassium ion transmembrane transport
Cellular component (GO): plant-type vacuole; vacuolar membrane
Molecular function (GO): potassium ion transmembrane transporter activity
Source: RefSeq, a predicted model, not a curated record